Molecule: messenger RNA, 2188 nt
Organism: Galeopterus variegatus (Sunda flying lemur)
Lineage: Eukaryota; Metazoa; Chordata; Mammalia; Dermoptera; Cynocephalidae
Gene: MTHFD2
Product: methylenetetrahydrofolate dehydrogenase (NADP+ dependent) 2, methenyltetrahydrofolate cyclohydrolase
Exons: 8
Coding region: 79-1131 (350 amino acids)
Biological process (GO): tetrahydrofolate interconversion
Cellular component (GO): mitochondrion
Molecular function (GO): methenyltetrahydrofolate cyclohydrolase activity; methylenetetrahydrofolate dehydrogenase (NAD+) activity; methylenetetrahydrofolate dehydrogenase (NADP+) activity
Source: RefSeq, a predicted model, not a curated record
GGGGCCUGCUGCGCGGCCUCGGUAUAACUGCGCAGCCCGCGCGCCCGCUCUUCUCCCGGCGCGGACACCGGCGGGGCCAUGGCUGUCACUUCCUUGUUGUCCGCGUUGGCCGCCCGGCUGUCUCUGCCCACGCAGGGCUGCCGCCUCCACCAUCGCCCCUUCCACCUCGCGGCAGUUCGAAAUGAAGCGGUUGUCAUUUCUGGAAGGAAACUGGCCCAGCAGAUCAAGCAGGAAGUGCGGCAGGAGGUGGAAGAGUGGGUGGCCUCGGGCAACAAGCAGCCACACCUGAGCGUGGUUCUGGUUGGGGAGAAUCCUGCAAGUCACUCCUAUGUCCUCAACAAAACCAGGGCAGCUGCAGAUGUGGGAAUCAACAGUGAGACAAUUGUGAAACCAGCUUCAAUUUCAGAGGAAGAAUUGUUGAACUUAAUCAGUAAACUAAAUAAUGAUGAUAAUGUAGACGGCCUCCUUGUUCAGCUGCCUCUUCCAGAGCACAUUGAUGAGAGAAAGAUCUGCAAUGCUGUUUCUCCAGACAAGGAUGUUGAUGGCUUUCACGUAAUUAACGUAGGGCGAAUGUGUUUGGACCAGUAUUCCAUGUUACCAGCUACCCCAUGGGGCGUGUGGGAAAUAAUUAAGCGAACUGGCAUUCCAACCCUAGGGAAGAAUGUAGUUGUGGCUGGAAGGUCAAAAAAUGUUGGAAUGCCCAUUGCGAUGCUACUACAUACAGAUGGGGCACACGAACGUCCUGGAGGUGAUGCCACCGUUACAAUAUCUCAUCGGUAUACACCCAGAGAGCAGUUGAAGAAACAUACAAUUCUCGCAGAUAUUGUAAUAUCUGCUGCAGGCAUUCCAAAUCUAAUCACAGCAGAUAUGGUCAAGGAAGGAGCAGCAGUCAUUGAUGUGGGAAUAAAUAGAGUUCAAGAUCCUGUAACUGCUAAACCCAAGUUGGUUGGAGAUGUGGAUUUUGAAGGAGUCAGGAAAAAAGCCAGUUACAUCACUCCAGUUCCUGGAGGUGUUGGUCCCAUGACAGUGGCGAUGCUUAUGAAGAAUACCAUUAUUGCUGCAAAAAAAGUGCUGAGGCCUGAGGAGCGGGAAGUGCUGAAGUCUAAAGAGCUUGGAGUGGCCACUAAUUAACUCUUGUGUCUUCUACCACAAACAGAACUCCAAGCCAGUUCAAGAAGCAAAGCAGGCCAAUAGAAAUGCAAUAUUUCUAAUUUAUUCUACUGAAAUGGUUUAAAAUGAUGCGUUGUGUUUAUCGACAUCUUAAAUGGGUGGGUGUUUGCACACAUGGCUUUGCAGUACUUCACCAGGGAGCACACCAGUGUCAUGCUGGGUCAUGUGAUCUAGCCAGGAGCAGCCAUUGACCUAGUGAUUAAUGUGGAAGACAUUGUCACAUUGAGAAUGGAUGCUUAACCUUUGUCAAGCCACUUCAGUUAAAAAUUGGCCUUUUCUAGAAUUGCAUUUCCUAAGUGCUAUUCCAAUAAGAGUUGAUACUCACUUUAGGUUGCAAACCUCUUGAGUUCAACUGGUCAAACCAAAGGAAAAAUGUUGCUAGAGAAAAUUAGGGAAAAAGUGAAAAGGAAGAAAUGGUGGUAAUUGAGUAGAAAAGAAUUAUCUUAAUUUACAUACAUAUUGAUUGAUAACCAGAUUUAUCAAAAUAGAACUGAAUUGGCUAGGAAGAAGAGAAACUACAUGUUAAUAGGCCGUCUUUUUGUGGCUUAGUCACUGGGAAAAUGUUUAGGGUUGUUCCUUCUGUUGGCUCUCAUUUCAUGUGUUACCCUUCAGCAAGGUCUCCUCAUUUUAGUUUUUUAGGAUUGAAAGGCUAAUUUUAUAAAUUAUUCAAUAUAUUGUCAUAUUUGGCUUUUGCUAUAUCUUUAAACUUCAUUGUUAAAUUUUUGUAUUGUUAGGGGGUGUCUGUAUGGUCUUUUUGGUAUAUCUUGAAACCUAUUUUUGAAAAACAAAACUUGGGCUUGAUAAUCAUUAGGGCGGCUUGUAUAAAUAUGCAAACAACUUUUCCACCAAAGAAUUGUCAGAAGCUGCCUGCUUUUCUCUGAUACCCUCUGUUGGCCUUCCCAAAAGAUUUAUAAGAGAUCGAGUAAUUGAAUUGAUUCAGACUCUCUGAUUAAAGGUUUUUUUGUUUUUUUGUUUUUUAAUAAAAUGCAUCUGUCUGGUGUGAAAUGAGUUUCUGAAA